Messenger RNA from Notechis scutatus (mainland tiger snake), 714 nucleotides. NCBI's taxonomy places the organism in Eukaryota, Metazoa, Chordata, Lepidosauria, Squamata, Elapidae. The record is from RefSeq and is a predicted model, not a curated record.
AUGAGUACAGUCAUCACAAUAUUUAAAGGCAAAGUGGAAGAGAUUGAAUUGCCUGUGGACAAAGUAGAUAUCAUAAUCAGUGAAUGGAUGGGUUACUCCCUUUUCUAUGAGUCCAUGCUUAACACGGUCAUCUUUGCUCGAGACAAGUGGCUGAAACCUGGAGGGCUUAUGUUUCCAGACCGAGCGGCUUUGUACAUGGUAGCCAUCGAAGACCGACAGUACAAGGAUUUCAAAAUCCACUGGUGGGAGAAUGUCUACGGCUUCGACAUGACCUGCAUCCGGGACGUGGCCAUGAAGGAGCCUUUGGUGGACAUCGUUGACCCAAAGCAAGUGGUGACCAAUGCUUGUUUAAUAAAGGACGUUGAUCUUUACAUCGUAAAGCUGGAAGACCUGGCCUUCACCUCUGCGUUUUGCCUCCAGAUUCAACGCAACGACUACAUUCACGCCUUGGUCACCUAUUUUAAUAUAGAAUUUACAAAGUGCCAUAAGAAAAUUGGGUUUUCUACAGCUCCGGACGCGCCUUACACUCACUGGAAGCAAACUGUAUUUUACCUGGAGGAUUAUCUAACUGUCCGAAGAGGGGAAGAAAUCUAUGGAACCAUAUCCAUGAAACCAAAUGAAAAAAAUGAGCGUGACCUCGACUUCAUGGUGGAAUUGGAUUUUAAAGGGCAGCUUUGCGAAGCCUCCGUAUCUAAUGACUAUAGGAUGCGCUAA